GGGUACGGAGGAAGAGACACAUAACAUGACUACAGUACAGGGUACGGAGGAAGAGACACAUAACAUGACUACAGUACAGGGUACGGAGGAAGAGACACAUAACAUGACUACAGUACAGGGUACGGAGGAAGAGAUACAAGGCAUGACUAGAGUAGAGGGUAAGGAGGAAGAGACACAUAACAUGACUACAGUACAGGGUACGGAGGAAGAGAUACAAGGCAUGACUACAGUAGAGGGUACGGAAGAAGAGAAACAUAACAUGGCUACAUUGGAGGGUAUGGAGGAAGAGAUACAAGGCUUGACUACAUUAGAGGGUACGGAGGUAGAGACACAAGAAAUGGCUACAGUAGAGGGUGUGGAGGCUGAGGAAAUCUCCGACUCCCAGCUGUGUGCUAUUAGUACAAUGGACUGGACAGAGGAGCCCCUGGGACCAUUUGGGGAUACUGGACGAGGCCAUGAUUCUAAGACACCAGCAGUACCACCCUCCUUACCAGACGGUACAGCUAUUGUCAAAAGCCUGAUCAGAGAAGUGUCAAACCUCAAUAUGAUGUUAUUGCGUGCCAAGCGAGAGAUGCAGGCAGCCAAUCAGAGGAAGCUGCAGACCCCCACCAAUGACAACCGAGUCAACAUGUUGGCCAAAAAAUGACUAGCCAUUUGUAGCAUACUUCUGUGUUUGUUUGACUUCUAAUGAAUGAUCACCUGGAAUCUGAUAGACCCUACCUGUUACAAAAUGUAGUUACAUGAUUGUGAUGUCACUCCAGGGACAAAAGAAUAUGAACACAACUGACUUCAUCUAGGACAAAAUGUAUCACUAAGUAAAAUAUUAGGACUGGUAACGAGGCCAUUAAAAAUUAUGUUUUAAACAAUUAAAAAAGAAAAGAAACAAACAGGUAUUAUCUUACAUUUAAAACGGAUUCCAUGAGAAAUCGAAGUACUGAAAUGUAGUUUUUUAUUCUUCUUUCUUCCAUCAAAAGCAAUGAACCUUGUAAUUACAUAAUGUUAUCUUAAAUUAAUGUCAGGACUUCUGUAAGUAAAUAUUUAUAUACCUAUCCAAAAAGUAUGACAAUGAGUUACAGCAUUGUCCGUCCAUAUAAAAUGUUAGAUCUCCUGUCUCCAUUUUGACAGAUGACAGCUUCUUUAAGGUACAUUAUUUAUAGUAUUUUUCAUCGGGCGGACCACAGACUGGCCGCAUAUUAAA
Messenger RNA from Pecten maximus, 1198 nucleotides. Its product is annotated as sodium/potassium/calcium exchanger 1-like. The coding region runs from base 26 to 646 and encodes 206 amino acids. NCBI's taxonomy places the organism in Eukaryota, Metazoa, Mollusca, Bivalvia, Pectinida, Pectinidae. The record is from RefSeq and is a predicted model, not a curated record. The transcript has 3 exons.